This is a messenger RNA of Dovyalis caffra, 2859 nucleotides long. Lineage: Eukaryota; Viridiplantae; Streptophyta; Magnoliopsida; Malpighiales; Salicaceae. The record is from the annotation of a GenBank genome assembly.
AUGGGAGUAGCCCAAAACACAACAUCUACAAUCCCAGUGAAUGUAGGUCUGGUUCUUGACUUGGAUUAUUUGGAUGCCAAUGUUUCAUUGAGCUGCAUCAACAUGGCGCUUUCAGACUUCUAUGCUGCUCAUGGUGACUACAAAACGAGACUGGUCCUCACCACCAGGGACUUCAAGAAAGAUGUUGUUGGUGCAGCUGCUGCAGCCCUGGACUUGAUAAAAAAUGUGGAAGUGCAAGCAAUAUUGGGGCCAACAACAUCAAUGCAAGCCAAUUUUGUUAUUGACCUCGGAGAAAAAGCUCAGGUGCCAAUAAUAUCGUUUUGUGCAACGAGUCCUUCUCUUACUUCCAUUAGGAGUUCCUAUUUUUUUCGAGCUAUACAUAAUGACUCAACUCAAGUGAAUGCCAUAAGUGCAUUGGUUCAAGCCUUUGGAUGGAGAGAAGCAGUACCCAUCUACAUCGACAAUGAAUAUGGAGAAGGAAUCAUACCUUAUUUGACUGAUGCUUUGCAAGCAGUUGAUGCUCGUGUCCCCUACCGGAGUGUCAUUUCGUCAUCAGCUACUGACGAUCAAAUUGUUAAGGAGCUUUAUAAGUUGAUGACGAUGCAAACUAGAGUUUUCAUUGUGCACAUGUAUCGGUCUCUUGGAACUCGGCUUUUCACCAAAGCUGAAGAGAUUGGAAUGAUGAGUGAAGGAUAUGUUUGGAUCAUGACUGAUGGUCUGACUGCUGAUUUCUUGACUUCACCAAAUCCUUCUGUCAUUGAUACAAUACAAGGGGUAUUGGGUAUUAAACCUUAUGUUCCAAGAACAAAAGAGCUUGAAAGUUUUCGAGUUCGGUGGAAAAGGAAUUUCUUACAAGAUAAUCCAAAUAGCAUUGAUGCUGAUUUGAACAUUUAUGGACUAUGGGCCUAUGAUGCUACUACAGCAUUGGCCAUGGCAGUUGAGAAAGCUGGAACUACAAAUUUUGGCUUCCAAAAGGCAAAUGUUUCUAGCAAUUCGUCCACGGAUCUUGCAACUCUUGGCAUCUCUUUAAAUGGUCCACACCUUCUUGAAGCUAUAUCAAACACUAGUUUCAAAGGCCUUACAGGAGAUUACCUUUUUGUUGAUGGGCAGUUGCCAUCACCAGUUUUCCAGAUAGUUAAUGUGAAUGGAAAUGGAGGAAGAGAGAUUGGAUUUUGGACAUCAACAGAAGGACUUGUAAGAAAAUUGAAUCCUAGAAUAAACAAACUUAGGAAUUCAACCUCUGCGUCCGGUAUCUCAACUGUAAUUUUUCCAGGGGAUAUAACUUCUGUUCCCAAGGGUUGGGAGACUCCCACUAAUGGGAAGAAGUUGAAAAUAGGAGUGCCAGUGAGGGAUGGCUUCAGUGAGUUUGUGGCAGUGACAGAAGAUCCUAGUUCCAACACCACAAAAGUCACUGGAUACUGCAUAGAUGUUUUUGACGCUGUAGUCAAAGCAUUGCCUUAUGCUUUGCCUUAUGAGUACAUCCCCUUUGCCAAGCCUGACGGCAAGCCUGCCGGAACUUACAACGAUCUGGUCUAUCAAGUGCACUCAAAGAAUUAUGAUGCUGUGGUUGGAGACAUCACCAUUGUCUUCAACAGGUCCUUAUACAUCGACUAUACGUUGCCUUUCACAGAAAGUGGUGUCUCCAUGAUUGUUCCUAUUGCAGACAACAACAGCAAAAAUGCAUGGGUCUUCAUGAAACCUUUGACAUGGGACCUUUGGGUGAGCAGUUUUUGUUUCUUUGUUUUCAUUGGAUUUGUUGUCUGGUUUCUUGAGCACAGAGUAAAUGAAGAUUUUCGAGGGUCUGCUUCAGAUCAGGCCGGCACUAGCUUCUGGUUUUCCUUCUCGACAAUGGUUUUUGCACAACGUAAUCUCCCUUCUCCUAGCUACACAGCCAGUUUAACGAGCCUACUCACCGUCCAGCAGCUACAGCCUACAGUUACUGAUGUACAUGAGCUCAUUAAGAAUGGAAAGUAUGUUGGCUACCAGAAGGGUUCUUUUGUUCUAGAAAUCUUGCUAGGCUUGGGUUUCGACAAUUCCAAGCUCUUGGUGUAUGGUUCUCUAGAAGAAUGGCACGAUCUUUUCUCCAAAGGAAGUGGAAAUGGUGGUAUUGCUGCUGCUUUCGACGAAGUGGCAUAUCUAAAGCUCUUUCUGUCAAGAUAUUGCUCCAAAUAUACCAUGAUUGAUCCUACAUUUAAAACCGGCGGUUUUGGCUUUGUAAAAUCUCUUUCCAAUCUUGGUAUUUCCAUUUCCUCUAUGGCUAAUAAGUGCAUAGUUUCUCAUGUCUUCCCUAAAGGUUCUCCUCUAGUGCCUGAUAUAUCGAGGGCAAUAUUAAACGUAACCGAGGGGGAGAAAAUGAAGCAAAUAGAGGAUGCAUGGUUUGGCAAGAAAAGCAGUUGUCCGGAUUCCAGCACCUCAGUUUCAUCUAAUAGCAUAAGUCUCGAUAGUUUCUGGGGAUUAUUUUUGAUUGCCGGACUAGCUGCAUUUUCAGCUCUUAUUAUCUUCGUAGUCAUGUUUGUUUACCGAGAAAGGAGAGCCUUGAGGCCCUCUGAUUCCACAGCUUCAAUAUGGAGUAGAAUUAAAAAUUUCAUUACAAUUUUCAAUCAAAGGGACAUGACAGCCCGUACUUUCAGACAGAGUGAACUGAAUGAUAGAAAUGGCAUCAGUCCGGCUACUAUGGGCGUGCCAACUCCGUCAGCAUAUUCAGUUCAUGCAGAAUUUCCUGCCGAUCCAUCUUCAGCAGGCUAUGAUUCUAGUCCGAGUAGGCAAGCACCUCAAGAGGGAGUUAUAGAUAUCGAUCAGCUUACCGACCAAAAUCAAGAGAGACCAACAGCUUUGGAGAUAGACCAUGAAAAUACAUGA